Messenger RNA from Manihot esculenta (cassava), 1045 nucleotides. RefSeq lists its product as uncharacterized. The record is from RefSeq and is a predicted model, not a curated record. The transcript is spliced from 4 exons. NCBI's taxonomy places the organism in Eukaryota, Viridiplantae, Streptophyta, Magnoliopsida, Malpighiales, Euphorbiaceae. Bases 41 to 955 code for a protein of 304 amino acids. Gene Ontology annotation, biological process: transposition.
AGAUUCCACAGUUACUAGAUCAAUCACUAAUGACAUUAAGAUGCGCUACACUGCUCCAUGGAAAACUUGGUCAGAAAUACCUUUAAAGAUAAAAGACGAGCUCUUCGGACUUUUUCGGAGUCGAUAUACAUGGGAUGAGAGUGAAGAAGGUAUGGUUCGAAUUGCUUGGGAAAAGGUAGGUAAGGAAAGAUUGCGAGACAUUCUUAAUAGAGUUAGGAGCGAAUUGUUGCGCAAGCACAAGAAGACAGAUGUUGCUUAUCUAUACAAUUUAGGACCAGAUUGGAUGGAGGCAGAGAUAUGGAAUGAACUUGUUGCUUAUUGGAGUACACCAGAGUGGAGAAAGAAAUCAGAAGCUGGUAAAGCAAAUAGAAACGUAGAAAAAGAUGGGACUAUUACGAAACACUCUGGUGGUUCAAUAAAAUUGGAGGUUCAUGAGAAUAGAUUGGCAAAGAAGUUGGGUAGACAACCAACUCAACUUGAACUAUUUCGUGCAACUCACACAAAAAAGGGGAGUCAAGGUGUUUACAUUGAUGGAAAAUCACGACGAGUUGAUGGAGCUUAUUUGAGUGCAAUUGCUGAAAAUGUGAAUGACAAUUGUGAGAGUCCGUCUGCUUUUGAUUUGAAUAAGUGGAUUGAAAUUUCUGGAAGUAGCAAAGGAAGAGUUUAUGGUUUUGGAUCCUCUGAUAUUGCAAAAUCAGGAACUCCAACUACAUCUUUCUCAUGCACAUCAGCUCAUCCUGGAGGACCUUCUCAAACUAUGUUUUCUUUAGAGGAGGUUGAACAAAUAUUAGAGCAAAACCGAAUCAAAAUGAAACAAGACAUGGAGCAAAUGCAAGAGCAAAUGCGAGUGCAGAUAGAAAAACAGAUAAAAGAUCAGAUGAAAUCAUUAAAGAACAAAAAUAUAUCUUCACCGCAUAACACAACUGCAGAUUCAGAUGGUUCAACAAAUUCAUAGAUUAGUUUUAAAUUUUAUAAAUAUUGUUAAGUAUUAUGGAUUUCUUUUUAAUUUUAUGAACAUUGUAAAGUAUUAUGAAUUUAUUUUAAA